Hydatigera taeniaeformis is the source of this 1038-nucleotide messenger RNA. NCBI's taxonomy places the organism in Eukaryota, Metazoa, Platyhelminthes, Cestoda, Cyclophyllidea, Taeniidae. The record is from the annotation of a GenBank genome assembly.
AUGAAGUACGGCUCGCUGACCUUUCUGACGCUGCAGAACGUGGUGCUGGUGCUACUCUCUCGCUUUGUGCGAGCACGUCCGGGUGAUAUGUUCAUACCUUCCACUGCAGUAACUAUGAGCGAGGCGGUGAAGUUGGUGGUGUGCAUGGUUCUCGUAUGGGUGAUAGAAGAGGGUGGCAGUGCGCGUGGCUUCGCCUCCAACCUCCACGCCAACCUCUUCGUUGAUUGGCGUGAUAAUCUCCUUAUCUGUGUGCCCGGUGUCAUGUACGCUAUACAAAACAAUCUAAUCUACUUUGGCGUCUCUCAUCUCAAUCCCAGCGUUUUUCAGGUGACUUGCCAAUUGAAGGUCUUCACAACUGUCCUCUUCUUUCGUGUCCUCCUCCAUCGCGUGUUGACCCCGAAUCAUUGGAUUGCACUCUCCCUCCUCUUUUUCGGUGUUGUUACCGCUCAGAUUGACCCUAGCAAUAAUGCCAAGACUUUGGAGGGACUGGAGCAGAGGCCUUUAUUUGGUCUUAUCUGCGUCGUCACUGCCUGCGUACUCUCUGGUUUCUCAGGGGUCUUCUUCGAGCUGGUGCUUAAGUCCACCCAAAAGACUAUCGUCAUGCGGAACAUCCAACUCUCCAUCUGCGGCAUCUUCGCCAGUCUUGCACAGGCCUACCUCCAGGAUCGGGAGGUCAUCUCCAUCCAUGGCUUUCUGUUUGGCUAUGAUGGCUACGUGUGGACAGUUAUCCUGGUGCAGUCGUUGGGCGGGCUGUUGGUAGCCGCAGUGGUACGCUACGCGGACAAUAUCCUCAAGACGUUUGCAACCUCGGUGGCCAUUGUACUUACCCUUGUAGCCUCGGUUCUGCUCUUUGGUACACCCUUGACUGUGCAUCUCUUGGUCGGUAACGUCAUGGUGAUCACGGCCACCGUCUUCUAUGGUAUCUUGCCACCCCCUGCCUCAGUGAAGUCGAUAGACAAGGAGGAGCGAAGGCGGGGUGAUGUGAUUGGUGGAGCACUGACGGUGGUGAUACCUGAGAGGAAUAGUGAGCCUGCCUAA